Molecule: messenger RNA, 369 nt
Organism: Paramuricea clavata
Lineage: Eukaryota; Metazoa; Cnidaria; Anthozoa; Malacalcyonacea; Plexauridae
Source: the annotation of a GenBank genome assembly
AUGAAUAAUAUAAAUAUAAUUUUUGACGAGUUGAGACAUAAUGAAAUCGAUAUCGAUAAGCAGACUUUAUCGUUUCAUAUAAAUGCAAUUCUCGACCACCAUCGAGAUCUAUAUCGUGAAGUGAGUGCUCAUGGUCUAAACCUUGACCAAGUCUACAGAGAAAUAAAUGUGACAAACUUUGGUCGCAUUUUUGCCUAUUUAGCUUUAGUUUCUAUGCAAAGUGACAGCGAGGAAAGCGUUCGAGAAAAUGUCCGAAAAACUAUCGAGGCCUUUCAAGCUUUUCAUAUCCCUAAGGCGAAGAGGAAUAAUAAACCACCAAUUUUAAUAACGCUCUCACUUAUACUAAUAGCUUUAUAUAUUAGUCUAUGA